AUCUAAAAAGUUAUAGAAGUUGAAACAUGUAGAAAAGGAACUAGUUUCUAAUCCUAACCCUCGAAUCUCGAUUACAGUUUACAUCCAUCUCUACAUUCAUCCACUCCAACUUUCUUUCUAAUAUUUUUUCACAACUUACCACACUAAAUUUCGGAUUUCCAACAUCAAAUUACAAUCUCUAAAUUCGAAGACCAGAAAUCUAUUACCAGAAACUUCAAUCUUCCAAAAAUUCGAAGCAUUAUAAUUAUUGGCAAUGAGUGUCUGUGGUGACAAAUCGGAUGAGGAGUAUUCUGUUAUUGGAGACAAAGGGGAGAUUGGAUUUAUUGAUUUUGAGGAUGACAAGUCUGUUUGUAGCUAUGAUCUAAGUGAAGAGGGUCCAGUUAUUGUUUCUGUGCCUUUCCCGUCUAUUGAACAUAAGCCUCAAUCAGUUCUUGUCAAUGAAUUUACAGCUGAUUCAAUUACCAUUAAAAACACAACUAGAGAAUCUGUGGAACUUUGGGGGAUCCAAAUAUAUGCUUCAAAUCCUGAUGAUUCUUUUACACUGUCGUUGAUGGAGCCUUCCAAGCCAGGGUUUGUGGGCUCCUCCUCUUUGGAAGACCGAGUCCUGCAGCCACUUAAAACAUUGAAAGUUUGGUUAUCUUGCAAACCUAAAGAUAUUGGCAUGCACACAUGCAUUGUCCAUUUUGAUAUUGGGGACGAAAGGAUAGAGCGUAUGGUCUUUCUCUUGGCAGAAGAUAGUAUCUCCAAAGCUUUGGCUUCGAAUAAACCGUAUCAAAGGGGGAGGAGAAAGACACAGUUUGUUUUAGAUUCAUAUGUUCAAGGUGUACGUCCUGCUGCUAAGACAAGCUACCACAGUUUCCGUCGUAGGCUUCCUCCUUAUGACAUACCUAAAGAAAUCCGAGAAGUUAUAGAGAAUAAGCAGGUUCCAGAUGCUAUCAUAGAAGGCCUGACAAGGAAGAACUAUGUACCUUACUUCAGAACGCUUCUUGUCAUGGAAGAACUGCGCUUGGAGGAAGAUAUAAAGGCUUAUGAUAUGGAGAAUGUCACCAUGAGGAGCAAGGGACGUCUAUUCUUAGUGCUGGAGGUCUUGGGCUUGGCUGAGAGAAGACCUUCACUUGUGCAUGGAGAUUCUGUUUAUGCCAGACUUGCUUCCAUAGGAGCUGAGGACAUCCCAGUUUAUGAGGGUUUUAUUCACCGAGUAGAGGCUGAUCAAGUAUAUCUGAAAUUUGCUGAUGAAUUCCACCAGCGACACAGUGAUCAUAAUUCUUACAACAUCCGAUUCAUGUACAAUCGUGUCAACAUGAGAAGGUUGUAUCAUGCCAUUGAAGGUGCAGAAAAAGUACAUAAAGCCUUCCUCUUUCCAUCUGAAUCUUUGACGAAGAGGCAGAUUACACCAACCUUAAUGGUUCCCAUAUCUGGUAAUCUCAACGAGGAGCAAUUGAAUGCUGUUGAAAUGGUUCUAGGAUGCAAAGGGGGAGUGCCAUAUAUGAUUAAUGGCCCCCCAGGUACUGGUAAAACAAUGACCCUAGUAGAAGUGAUCCUCCAACUUUACAGAGCCCGCGCAGAUUCUCGGAUUUUGAUAUGUGCUUCUUCAAACUGUGCUGCUGACCAUAUAUUGGAUAAGAUUCUGAAAGAGAAGGGAAUCAAAAUCCAGGAAAAUGCAAUUUUCAGGCUGAAUGCAAGUAGCCGUCCAGUUGAAGAUAUGGAACCCGAAUAUUUGAAAUUCUGCUAUAUUGAGCAAUCUAUCUUCAGGUGUCCUCCGCUCCAGGCACUGUUACAUUAUAGAAUCAUUAUAACAACAUAUAUGAGUUCCGCCGUUAUUUACGCAGAAGGUGUUAGGCAGGGCCAUUUCUCUCACAUAAUUUUGGAUGAAGCAGGCCAGGCCUCAGAACCAGAGACCCUUGUUUCCAUUUCCAGCCUCUGUCAUAAGGACACUGUCGUGGUUCUUGCUGGAGAUCCGAUGCAAUUAGGUCCUGUUAUUUUCUCCCAAGAUGCAAAGAGACAUGGAUUAGGAAAAUCAUAUCUGGAAAGGUUGUUUGAAUGCGAGCUAUAUAGUGAAGGGGAUGAAGGUUAUGUGACAACACUUCGGCGGAACUACCGAUCCCACCCUGAAAUCCUGCAUCUGCCUUCUGAAUUGUUUUACAAUGGGGAAUUGGUUGCAUGUCAUGAAACAAUGAAGUCUAAACUUUGGGAAGAUAUCCUUCCAAACAAGGAGUUCCCUGUUCUUUUUAAGGGUAUCCAAGCAUAUGAUGAGAGGGAAGGAGAUAAUCCAUCAUGGUUCAAUCGUACCGAGGCUAGCGUGGUAGUUAAGCUUAUCAAGAAGCUCCUAGAUAAGGAGGAGGUCAGUGAAGCGGAUAUCGGAGUGAUCACACCAUACAGACAGCAAGUAGCCAAAAUCAAGAAGGCUCUUGAAAAUGACGAGAUUCAUGAUAUUAAGAUUGGCAGUGUUGAGCAGUUUCAGGGACAAGAGAGGGAAGUAAUUAUUAUAUCUACUGUCCGGUCAACUGUUAAACAUAAUGACUUUGACAGGGUUUAUCAUUUGGGAUUUCUAAGCAAUCCAAAAAGGUUUAAUGUUGCCAUCACCCGGGCCAGAUCUUUGCUUGUCAUUGUUGGGAACCCACAUAUCAUUAGUAAGGAUCGUAACUGGGCAAAGCUUCUGUGGCGUUGCGUAGAUAACAAUUCUUAUGAAGGUUGUUCACUUCCAGAUAGAGAAUGGUGCAAUGAUGAGAUUCCAGAGCAGGACGGAUGGUCUCAUGCUGCAGAGCAAGAAAAUCUUGCCAAUGGCUCUUAUGAGGGUUGGUCUGCUCAAACACAGUGCAACAAUGACAGCUCUCCGGCAGUUGAUGGAUGGUCUCUUGAUGCUGUGGUGCAAGAGAAUUUUAAGGUUGCUGAUGAGGCUGCAGCAGAGGAUGGAUGGUCUCUUGAUGCUGUGGUGCAAGAGAAUUUUAAGGUUAUUGAUGAGGCUGCAGUAGAGGAUGGCUGGACUCUUAAUGCUGUGGUGCAAGAGAAUUCUAAGUUUGCUGAUGAGGCUGCAGUAGAGGAUGGUUGGACACUUAAUACCGUGGUGCGAGAGAGUUCUAACGUUGCUGAGACUGCAGCAGAGCAUUUGCAUGAUCAAAAGUUAUCUUGGGAAAAUGAUAUUCCUAAACCUGUCAAAGAUGAAGAUGAAUGGUCUGAUGGCUGGAAGAUUUAAUCUGCUUAUACGCCCUCAGUAUCUGUUUAAUUUUAAUCAUAUAUGUUAAUAUUGAUGAUUAUGCCUUUGUUUGAUUUCAUAUUAUAUAUCUAGUGAUUGGUCUCAUCUGAGAGGAGCAAGCAGGGUAGACUACUAAUUGCUUUGGGGCUGUUAAUGUAGCCCAAACGCUGAUGCUUGACUAAUGAUUGUUUUUAA
Molecule: messenger RNA, 3388 nt
Organism: Beta vulgaris subsp. vulgaris (sugar beet)
Lineage: Eukaryota; Viridiplantae; Streptophyta; Magnoliopsida; Caryophyllales; Amaranthaceae
Product: probable RNA helicase SDE3
Exons: 5
Coding region: 254-3193 (979 amino acids)
Molecular function (GO): 5'-3' RNA helicase activity; RNA binding
Source: RefSeq, a predicted model, not a curated record